Messenger RNA from Centropristis striata (black sea bass), 8068 nucleotides. RefSeq names its product kinesin-like protein KIF26A. NCBI's taxonomy places the organism in Eukaryota, Metazoa, Chordata, Actinopteri, Perciformes, Serranidae. The record is from RefSeq and is a predicted model, not a curated record. The transcript has 13 exons. Gene Ontology annotation, biological process: microtubule-based movement. The coding region runs from base 1217 to 6058 and encodes 1613 amino acids. Gene Ontology annotation, molecular function: ATP binding; microtubule binding; microtubule motor activity.
UGGAUGGAUGGAUGGAUGGAUGGAUGGAUGGAUGGAUGGAUGGAUGACAGUAAUCUCUGCAGGACUUUCACUCUUUCCUCCAAUUGUUGUGGAUGUUCUUUCAACAUGAACUUCAGUGAAAACUUGCAGCAGCUCAGAUCGACUCUGAGACUCGAGGACACAGAGAGACAGACUGAAACCUGUUGGAUUAUGUGGAGUUGAAGACUCUCCUCACAGAUGUUGAAAGGUUUUUUUUUAGCACGUUAAAGUUUGAUUAACGAGCCGAGACGAGUCUUUAGAGAGUUCAGUUUCCUGACGUCUUCUGAUGCAGUCGGACAGUCUGCUGAGAUGUUCAGGAGUUUGAUAAAGAUCCGGUUCAUCUUCAGGACGCAGCUGCACAAACAAAGCGUUCGGUCUUUAUCACUUUACAGAAGAUACAUGACGAGGCUUCACUGAGGACCGUGUCCUCGCUGGAUGGACGGACACUUUGAAGACACACCUGGUGCAUGAACCAAUCAGUAAAAACUCUGACAUGAAACAUGGAGCUGCUGAUGGAUGGGAGGUCAGCUUACUGAUAUUUGAAGAAGAGCAAACUGAUAUCAUUGGACGUCAGCAGAAACACUUUAAAGACACACGUGGUAGGAGCAGAUUUUAAUGAACAGCUCAGUAAAAACUCUGAUAUUUGCUGAGGACUUUGGUGGGACAGUUCCUGACAACAGGACAAAGCUGGAUGGACAAAUCAUUUACUGAUACGUUAAAGUUUGACGAACUUCCUGAGGACAUGAAACAUGGAUGGAAGGUGAGUUUACUGAUAUCUGAAGACUUCACUGAUACAGCUGAUCAGCAGCAGAGAACCAGGAGUUCAGUGAGAGCGUCUCUAAUCUGAGGACGUCCUCACUGGACGGACGGACACUUUAGAGACAUGCUUUGUCUGCAGAGGUAGAAGAUCUGAUGGACGGAUCCAUUAAAAGCUCUAUUUUUCCUCAGGACUUUGGUGGGAAAGUUGAAGUCAAAUGAUCUGAAUCUGGAACUUCUGGCCAGAUUCUCUUUAACGUCUGUUUGGACUCUGCAGACUUCCUGUCUGCUGGAUUAACUCUCUGCUUCUCGCUCCUCGUGCUGAUUUCCUUUGGUAUUUGCGGUUCGGUCCGUGUGAAGCGCGGCGCGGCGAUACGAUGGCGAGCCAGGACCAGAACACGUUCAGCCCUGGUUCCUCUUCCAGGAGGACUGUGAGCAGAUAAUGGACUGGAAGGACCUGGCGGCUCAGAAGCUCAGUCUGUCCCGCAGGAAGAAGUCCCCGCCGGGCCCCGGGGCGUCCCCGCCCGCCGACGAGGCCCCGGGGCCCCUGACGUACACCGGGGGCUUCAGCGGGGCCCUGCAGCUCUCGCCGCCCGCCGUCCCGCCAUGCCUCCUCCGGGCCGGGUCAAAGGUCAAGGACACGCCGGGGAUGGGGAAGGUCCGAGUGAUGGUCCGGAUCUGUUCGGUCCACAGCAGCGAGUCCUCUGAAUCCAUGUCUCUGCUCAAAGUGGACGGCAGGAAGAAGCUGCUGACGCUCUGCGAGGCGGCGUCCGGCGGACAGACGGCGGCCGCUCAGAGACGACCGGCGGCUCCCAAGACCUUCACCUUCGACGCCAUCUUCUCCCAGGACGCCUCACAGGCUGAGGUGUGUUCGGGGGCGGUGGCUGAGGUCAUCCAGUCGGUGGUGAACGGUGCAGACGGCUGCAUCUUCUGCUUCGGACACGCCAACCUGGGUAAGACGUACACCAUGAUUGGCCGGGACUGCUCCACCCAGAGCCUGGGCGUGGCCCCGACCGCCAUCUCGUGGCUCUUCAAGGUGAUCGAGGAGCGGCGGGAGAAGUCCGGAGCUCGUUACUCCGUCAGAGCGUCCGCCGUGGAGAUCUCCGGCCGAGAGGAGACGCUCACAGACCUCCUGGCUGAACUCGCCUCCUCCUCAGCGGGGGGCCACCAGGAGGCCCCGGGCCCCGCCGUGUCACUGCGAGAAGACCCCCUCUGUGGAUCCCAGCUGCAGAACCAGACGGAGCUGCGGGCGACCAGCGCCGAGCGGGCGGCGUUCUUCCUGGACGCCGCCCUGACGGCGAGGAGGAGCAGCCGGGCGCCGAGCGACCAGGAGGUCCGGAGGAACUCGCACUUCCUGUUCACGCUGCACGUCUUCCAGGAGCGGCAGGACAAGAGCAACAAGGCGGCAGUGUCCGGGCGGAGUCGUCUCCACCUGCUGGACCUGGGCAGCUGUGAGACGGACAUCAGCAGGACCAGAGAGGGGGGUGGAGGUCAGUGCUUGUCUCUGUCGGCGCUGGGGAACGUCGUCCUGGCGCUCGCCAACGGGGCCAAGCACGUUCCCUACAGGGACAGUAAGCUCACCAUGCUGCUCAGCGAAUCCCUCGGCAACAUCAACUGUCGAACCACCAUGAUCGCCCACAUCUCCGACUCCCCCGCCAGCUACAUGGAGACGCUGACCACGGUGCAGCUGGCGUCCCGCAUCCACCGCAUGAGGAAGAAGAAGUCCAAGUACGCCUCCAGCUCGUCCGGAGGGGAGAGUUCCUGCGAGGAAGGCCCGUCCCAUCGACCUCCUCACCUCCGACCCUUCCACCCGAAAAUAGUGGCCCUGGACCCCGACACGCCGCUGCUGCUCUCCAGCGACCCCGACUACUCCUCCAGCAGCGAGCACUCCUGCGACACCGUCAUCUACGUGGGGCCCGGAGGGGCGGCCGUCUCCGACCGAGAACUGAGCGACAAUGAGGGGCCGCCUUCGUUCGUUCCCAUCAUCCCGUCUCUGAACAAAAGGCGAGUCAAAGACGCCCCCAGGUCCGAUGGCGACCACUUUAAAUGCAACACGUUUGCAGAGCUGCAGGAGAGACUGGACUGCAUCGAUGGCAGCGAGGGUCCGGACACGUUGGGCACAGAAGCUAAAGCAGCACAAGCAGCGGCACUCAAAACUGCAGCUGCUAAACCAACAGAGGCAACGUCUCCACCCAGAUCUGAUCAGAUUUCUUCCCAUGGGGUCUUAGAAAGCACACAAACCACAUGCACACAUAAACCCAGUCAGGAACAGCCCACAUCCCCUUCAGCCGGCGGCCUCAUGAACACUUCCAAACGGACGAGUGCAGACGGGGAGAAACUUUCAGUGACUCCCUCUCAGCUGUUUGUUUCCCAGGACUCAGAGCCCGUGGUGCGAGAGAAGGUCUACCUCAGAGGAGGUGUACCCAAACCGUCCUUACCAAGGACAACCAGGGCAGCCGCUCAGCCGGGGGAGGUUGUAGGUCGGACUCCCCCAGUGGGUAUGAGUCAACCCCUGGGCUCCCCUAGCAUGGAGAGGGCCCAUUAUCUUCGGGCAGCUCUGUUGGGAAGAUGCCUCGAUGGGGAUUUUCUGAGGACGACGGUGACGCUGCAGCAGCCUGUGGAGCUGAAUGGGGAGGAUGAGCUCGUGUUCACGGUCGUGGAGGAGCUUCCUCUCAGCCUCGUCCCAGACAACGGCCGCCCCUCCAACCUCCUCAACUUCACCAGCGACUGCUCUCUGCAGCCCUCGGCCGCCGGCUCCAGACCCGUGAGCAUCAUCAGCAGCAUCAACGACGAGUAUGACGCUUACACGAGUCAACGAGGAGCUGUGGGACCUGGUCCCGAGGAGGGUCUGUUUCUCCAGCAUGCCAACAGCGAAGUCAGUGCUGAAGAUACUCGUUCAACAAGCAGAUUGUACCUGAGGGACACAAUCAUGACAUCAGACAAUGCGUCCGUGCUAACGUCGCCAAGUAUGUUUCAUAAACAGCCAUUUCUGCAGCACGGCAUCGAGAGCUGCCUGAACGACAGCGGCGUUUGUUUCUCAGAGCUGGACAGUGACCCUGCUACUCCAAACAAAACUUCUUUCUCCAAGUGCCCUCCCUCCCCCGACCCUACCAGAGCCUCUCUGAAGGUGAGAGCCAGGACUCUGAACACGUCCCAGACUCUCCACCAAGACACCUAUUCCAGUCUUCCCAGGAAAAACAAGCCUACCUCAUCUGCAGCUGUGGGCUGCAGCAGACAGGAAGGCAGACAUGAUGACUUUUUGCUUCAGGGAAGCAGUCAUUUUGAUCCCAGAGAGGCAGAGUUUCUCUCUGCUACGAAGCCACCAAGAAGUAGCAUGAGUAAUGUUUCCUCUAAGAGGCCUGGGGGGAACAGUAACAGCGUUCCUCGCCCACCGAAGGCACACUCGUCUUCAGCUCAGAGGCUCGUGGACGGUUGUGAAAAGUCCAGCAGCAGGAGAGGAGACACUCUCAUCAAGCUGCCACGACUCACCCGAGGUGCAACAACUCUAGGAACCAUUUCUGCACCCCAGACUUCUGACUCGAGGUGGACUCACGAGGGCACGUCAGCGACAGGUAGCCUGAGGUUUUCAUCCCUCGGGAAAAAGACAAACGGGCACAAAAGCAGUGCAAUCCCCAAGUCUGGAUCUGGAAACAUUUCCCCUCCGGCAGCAGCUGUCAGACAGUCGAGCCAAGAACAGAAGACGAGGACUGCGAUUUCUCCAAGUGCCUUAAAAUCAAGCGGCGACUUUGGAAAGUCCUCGUUCCCUAAAACAUCAGCCUCAGAAGAGGAAUUCAGCUUCAGGCUCCGUGCAGAUUCAUUCAGCCACAGGACGUCUAGUUUGAAAACUGAACACGGCCCUGCAAGGACGUCUUCCAGCCUGAAGACACGAGGGGCCAAAGCAGAGUCUUCCAGGUACUAUGGGAGUCUGAUGUCUCUGGAGAGGUGCGACAGUCAAACUUUAGCAAACAGUGGUGCUACAUUGGGAGGUAACAGCAGAUCCAACAAGUCAGUGCCAAGACUCGGGGCUCCAGCCUCCACCGCUACCUCGGCAUCACAAGUUUCUCCUGGUGUCUUUGCAACUAUGAGCAAGCUGGGGCCGAAAGGCAGCGGCAGCUCCCGAGCAGCAGUUUCUGUAGGAAUCAAGGUUCGGACUUUGUCGACCAGCAGUUCUAAGAGCCUGAGCUCCUCCCCUCCUCCAAAACCUCCUGAAAAUGUAGCUGGACGCAACACCGGCCUCCCUCCAACUGGGAAGUCCCCGGUACGGUCGGGGGCAGCAGCCAAGACGGGAAGAGGCACGACCAUGGGGACAAAGCAGGCCAUCAGCAGGGCGGCGAACAGCCGGGUGAGCGAGCUCGCCUCCGGCAGCCAAAGGAAGCCGCUCAGCAGGGCCGCCGCAGCGACAGGAAGCACCGACGGCGGGAGCGGCGGCGUCAGCGGGUCGCCAGUCAACACGCCGCUGCCGUCGCCUUACAGCAAGAUCACGGCGCCUCGGAGGCCGCAGCGCUACAGCAGCGGGCACGGCAGCGACAACAGCAGCAUCCUGAGCGGGGAGCUGCCGCCCGCCAUGGGACGCACCGCCCUGUUCUACCACAGCGGCGGCAGCAGCGGCUACGAGAGUAUGAUGCGUGACAGCGAGACCACCGGCAGCACCUCGUCAGCACACGACUCCAUGAGCGAGAGCGGCGUGUCGUCGUCCAACAGGAGCAGAGUUUCCAAAUCGCCCAAGAAGAGAGGAAACGGGUUCCUGCGGCGGCGGCUGAUCCCCGCUCCGCUGCCCGACGCCUCCACUCUGGCCAGGAGGGUCGGAGGCCAGUGGGUGGACCUCCCCCCGCUGGGAGGAGCCCUCAACGACUCCUUCGAGAUUAAGGUCUACGAGAUCGACGACCUGGAGCACCUGCAGAGGAGGAGGGAGGAGUCAGAGCCGUUCCACAAUGUUGAGAAGGGUCUGCUCUACUUCAACGCCCGGCUCCGGAUGCUGGAGAGGAGGCAGCAGAGGGUCCGAGAGCUGAGGAGCCACCAGGAGCAGCUGCAGGAGGAGCUGGAGGAGGCCAGGAGCCGGCUGAUGCUGCCGCCGGGACGCUGGAGCCCCGAGGUGGACGUGGACCCGGACCUGGACCCGGAGUCCCAGGAGUACCUGGAGGCUCUGGCUCAGGUCACGGCCGAGCUCCAGUACUGCAUCAACCUCUGCAAGUCCCGCGUCAUGAUGGAGACGUGCUUCGACAUCGCCGCCACGCCGAGCGGCGGCGGCGGCGGCGGCGGGGGUCAGCAGGAGGUCGAGGUGUGAGAGGAGAGACGGGAUCAAAUAUUCACAGAUACAUUUAUAGAGAAGUUUCCCUCCGAACAGCAUUUAACGACGUGACCAACACGUUUACUACAAUAACUUUUUCAUUCUUCAAACUCUUCACUUCCUCCUUCGUUUCACUUCCACCAUGCCGCCUUUCAUAUUUACAACGACCACUAGAGGGCGCCAACAACUCCAAACUGUCUCAGAUAAAUCCUCCAUAACGUAUCAACCGGCAGAUAAAUCCACUCCACACUUUGAACCAGGUUACAGACUAGACCCAUCCUGCUGCAUCGGACCCUCGGAGUCUCUAUCACAGCUCCCAUAGACUCCUAUGAGAGUCUCUACCACAGCUCCCAUAGACGCCUAUGAGAGUCUCUACCACAGCGCCACAUGGACACCAACUAACAUUCUCAAUUCAUGUCUUAUUAUUAGUCAUUAAGUGUCUUUUUUGAUAUUUUUUUACAUCUUUUUUGUGGUCAUUUUGGGUUUUUUUUGGUAAUUGUGUGUAUUUUUUGGUAAUUUUUACAUCUUUUGGUAAUUUUGUGUCUUUUCUUGGUUAUUGUGUGUCCUUUUUGAUCAUUUUUGUGUCUUUCUUUAAUUUAUUUUUUACAUCUUUUUUUAUUCUUUUGUGUUCUUUGAUAAUUCUGCAUCAUUUUUGGUAAUUGUGUGUCUUUUUUGGUCAUUUUUACAUCUUUUUUUAUCCUUUUGUGUCUUUUUUUUUUAUAAUUCUCCGUCUUUUUUGGUCAUCUUGAGUCUUUUCCUCCGUCUCCGGGUGAAAGUCCUGGUUUGUUGGACCCUCCCUCCCUAACUGACUCUUUGUGCUUUAUGCUGUGAGUCACUGCGGCCACUAGAGGGCGCCACUAACAGACGGAGACGUGGAGGUGAUCAGAGGCAGCAGGGUGGAUUCUGUCUGUCACAGUUACUGUAGCAGACGAGCUGAAACAACAUUUUAUUAAAUCAGAUUCAGCUGUUUUUCUUAUUAUGUUUAAAUGUUUUUAGUUUCUCGACCGCUCGUCAAGAGAAGACAAAAACAAAUCAUCACUUCCAGUCGUUAGCUGUUAGCAUGUUAGCAUCUGUCAGAUCAGCCUUUCUGACUUCCUCCAUUUUUCACAGUAAAAGUUUUGCUUCAACACAGAGCUGAUUAAAAUCUCCACGUUAAGAUGAAACGGCAGGACGAGCCCCCAGGAAACGCCUUCAGAGCCUUUUCAUUGGAAUGAAUGGGCGGGGCCUCGCAGUGGUUUCCAGCUGUUACGACUCACAGCGGGACCAGAAACACUGACAUCGUUUUUAUCAGCAGAGGAAUCGUUCGUACGUCUGUUCGUACGUUCGUUCGUUCAUUUGUUUGUUGUUACGUUCUAUCAUUCGUACGUUCUUACAUUCGUUCAUACAUACGCUCGUUGGUACGUUCGUUCGUUUGUUGUUACAUUUGUUCGUUCGUUCGUACUUUCUUACAUUUGUUCGUUCGUACAUACGUUCGUUUGUAUGUUCGUUUGUUUGUUGUUACGUUCGUACAUACAUUUGUUCGUUCAUUCAUACAUACUUUCGUUCGUACAUUCGUUCUUACAUUAAUUUGUUUGUUUGUUCGUACAUAAGUUUGCACAUCCGUUCGUUCGCACAUUCGUUCGUUCGCACAUUCGUCCGUCUUUCCGUUCGUUCGUUCGUUCGUCUGAAACACGAGGAAACAGACUGUGAGUUUUGUUUGUUGGAGACGAGCUGCUGUUGGUCCACAGAAACGAUGGAAGUGCCUUUAUUAUAUAUUUAUUAUCUCAUCCAAUAAUCGUUUAUUAAGUUUUUAUAUUCAUCAUGUGUGUUUCUUUAUGGUGCUGAUCUUCUGGUUAUAUUCAGUAUGCAAACAGAUGAUGUGAUGGUUUAUAUGAUACAUAAACAAAUAAAUAAAUUAAUGAAUAGGGUGAAAACAGAAGGAGAGAGGAGCAAUAACUCAGUUAUUAUUAUUAUUAUUAUUAUUAUUAUUAUUAUGAGCUCACUUGUUUUACUGGUUGGAGGAUCGAA